AUGGCCAGCCGCAAGAAGGUUCUCCUCAAGGUCAUCAUCCUUGGCGACUCUGGCGUUGGCAAGACCUCGCUCAUGAACCAAUAUGUCAACAAGCGGUUCUCGUCGGCCUACAAGGCCACCAUCGGCGCCGACUUCCUGACAAGAGAAGUCAUGGUCGACGACCGACUCGUCACCAUGCAGCUCUGGGACACGGCUGGACAGGAGCGCUUCCAGUCGCUCGGCGUCGCCUUCUACCGCGGUGCCGACUGCUGCUGCCUGUGCUACGACGUCAACAACGCCAAGUCAUUUGAGACGCUCGACUCGUGGCGCGACGAGUUCCUGAUCCAGGCGGCGCCGCACGACCCCGAAAACUUCCCCUUUGUCGUGCUCGGCAACAAGAUUGACGUCGAGGAGGGCAAGCGGAUGGUGUCGCAGAAGCGCGCAAUGACGUGGUGCCAGUCCAAGGGCAACAUCCCCUACUUUGAGACGUCGGCAAAGGAGGCCAUCAACGUCGAGCAGGCCUUCCAGACGAUUGCGCGCGCCGCCCUCCAGCAAGAGGCCGAGGCUGAGCUCUACGCCGACUACCCGGACCCCAUCCGCAUCGACAGCGAUAACCAGCAGAGCGGAUGCAACUGCUAG
Pseudozyma flocculosa PF-1 is the source of this 618-nucleotide messenger RNA. RefSeq lists its product as uncharacterized. Gene Ontology annotation, biological process: regulation of vacuole fusion, non-autophagic. The transcript has 7 exons. Lineage: Eukaryota; Fungi; Basidiomycota; Ustilaginomycetes; Ustilaginales; Ustilaginaceae. The record is from RefSeq and is a predicted model, not a curated record. Gene Ontology annotation, molecular function: GTPase activity; GTP binding. The coding region runs from base 1 to 618 and encodes 205 amino acids. Gene Ontology annotation, cellular component: phagocytic vesicle; vacuole; late endosome.